This is a messenger RNA of Pichia kudriavzevii, 1092 nucleotides long. RefSeq lists its product as uncharacterized. Gene Ontology annotation, biological process: aromatic amino acid biosynthetic process. The transcript has a single exon. Lineage: Eukaryota; Fungi; Ascomycota; Pichiomycetes; Pichiales; Pichiaceae. Gene Ontology annotation, cellular component: cytoplasm. Bases 1 to 1092 code for a protein of 363 amino acids. Gene Ontology annotation, molecular function: 3-deoxy-7-phosphoheptulonate synthase activity. The record is from RefSeq and is a predicted model, not a curated record.
AUGUCCGACUCUAGAUCAACAUCCACUGCUCCACAAGAAGAAGAGUAUGAGGAUUUACGUAUUCUUGCUAACGAACCACUCAUUUCCCCAGAACUUUUGAUUAAGGAAAUUCCAGCAACAAAAUCAUCACUUAAAACUGUUAUUCAAAGUAGAAAAGCUGCAACAGCAGUGGUUAAGAAACAAGACGAUCGUCUGUUGGUUGUGGUUGGACCAUGUUCUCUUCAUAAUGAAAAAGUUGCUAUGGAAUACGCAAAUUUGCUUAAGCCUUUGGCAGACGAAUUAUCGGGCGAAUUAGUGGUGGUUAUGAGAGCAUACCUUGAAAAGCCAAGAACAACUGUUGGAUGGAAAGGUCUAAUCAAUGACCCUGAUCUUAAUGGCUCUUUUAAUAUCAACAAGGGUCUAAGAUUGGCUAGAAACAUCUUUGUCAAGUUGACAGAUUUGGGGUUGCCAAUUGGUUCUGAAAUGCUCGACACCACUUCUCCUCAAUACUUAUCUGACUGCUUGUCCUUUGGUGCCAUUGGUGCUAGAACAACAGAAUCUCAAUUACACAGAGAACUAGCUUCUGGUUUAUCAUUUCCUGUUGGUUUUAAGAAUGGUACAGAUGGUACCUUGGGUGUUGCCGUCGAUGCCAUUCAAGCGGCAGAAGGUUCCCACCAUUUCAUGGGUGUUACCAAAUCCGGAUUGGCCGCAAUUAUUACUACUAAGGGUAACGACUCUUGCUUUGUUAUUCUAAGAGGUGGUAAGAAGGGUACCAAUUAUGAUGAAGCUUCAGUCAAGGAAGCAAAGGAAAAACUACCAAAGGGUAAGACUAUAAUGGUUGACUGUUCUCAUGGUAACUCCAAUAAAGAUUACAGAAACCAGCCUAAGGUUUGCUCCGAAGUUGCUAGACAAGUUGCUAAUGGCGAAGAUGAUAUCAUUGGUGUGAUGAUCGAGUCCAACAUCAACGAGGGUAACCAAAAGAUCCCACAGGAUCUAUCACAAUUGAAGUACGGUGUCUCUGUCACUGAUGCCUGUGUCAACUGGAAUACUACUGAAUCCAUGCUCAGAGAACUUGCAAAUGCCGUUAAAUCUAGAAGAUCUCUCAAGGCUUAA